This is a messenger RNA of Vicia faba (fava bean), 1962 nucleotides long. NCBI's taxonomy places the organism in Eukaryota, Viridiplantae, Streptophyta, Magnoliopsida, Fabales, Fabaceae. The record is from the annotation of a GenBank genome assembly.
AUGGCUUCUGUAACCAUAGCUUUCGGUGUUUCACCCAUUUCCACCAUAACAACAAGAACAAAAUCUCUAAGAAAAACUCACCAUAAACUUCAAGCUCAUGAACAACCACGUAACUUAGAUGUGCUAUAUUCUUCUUCUGUUUCUGUUGAAGCAAACCAAAACGGCUCUGUUAUCAAGGAGGUAGUAAAGAACAAGGCUACUUCAUCAUUGAGUUCUAGAGUUGUUGUUGAAGAUGAAGAAGCUGGUUUGGCACCACUUUGGGACGAUGGAUAUGGAUAUCGUACGGUGGAGGAUUACUUUGCUUUGUCUAAAGAGAUUUGCAACUUUGAUGGUGGGCCACCACGUUGGUUUUGCCCUAUUGAAUCUACUUAUCCUUCCAAUGAUUCUCCAACUAUCAUGUUUCUACCAGGGAUGGAUGGGACUGGAUUUGGUCUAUCUUUGCAUCAUCAAGCUCUUGCUAGGUUUUUUGAAGUUCGUUGCUUGCAUAUUCCUGUCCAUGAUCGAACGCCAUUUGAAGGACUGGUGAAACUUGUUGAAGAAGCUGUUAAACUUGAGCAUGCUCUAUCGCCAAAGAAGCCGAUUUAUCUGGUCGGCGAUUCCUUAGGUGGUUGCCUUGCACUUGCCGUUGCCGCUCGUAAUCCAACAGUUGAUCUAAUACUUAUUUUAGUCAAUCCUGCUACAUCCUUUGCUAGAUCUCAGUUGCAACCUUUGUUACCUAUCUUGGAGGCUAUCCCUGACGAACUACACGUAACCGUUCCAUUUCUUCUUAGUUUUAUUAUGGGUGAACCAUUGAAGAUGGCAACAGUCAAUAUUGGAAACGGGCUUCCUCCUACGAAGAUAAUAGAACAACUGUCAAACAAUCUUACUUCAUUGCUGCCAUGUCUUCCUGAGCUGGCUGAUAUUAUACCAAAAGACACUCUUCUUUGGAAGAUUAAACUUCUCAAAUCAGCUGCUGCAUAUACUAAUUCACGUCUGCAUGCUGUCAGAGCUGAAGUACUUGUACUUGCUAGUGGCAAGGAUAACAUGCUUCCUAGUGUAAAUGAAGCUCAAAGACUCGCGAGUACGUUGAAGAACUGUAAAAUUCGUAUUUUUAAGGACAACGGACACACGCUUCUUUUGGAAGAUUGUAUUGGUCUGCUAACAAUCAUCAAGGGGACAUGCAUGUACCGCCGUACGAGGAGGCAUGAUUUGGUCAUGGACUUCAUUCCCCCCAGUAUGACAGAGUUCAGAUAUGCAAUGGAUCAAGUAGUCGGAUUAUUUCGUUCUGUCACCGGAUCUGUGAUGUUCUCUACAUUGGAAAACGGAAAGAUAGUAAAAGGUCUGUCAGGUGUUCCAGAUGAAGUCAGAAAGGUAUUCGGUGGCGUGCCUGUUUCAGCAAGCAAUCUUUUUAAAUUACUUUCAACUAAAUCUCAUGUUCUCCUAUAUCCCGGUGGUGCACGCGAGGCUCUCCAUUUCAAGGGUGAAGAAUACAAGUUGAUUUGGCCUGAUCAACCAGAAUUCGUGAGAAUGGCAGCACGAUUUGGCGCUACCAUUGUUCCGUUUGGAGUUGUAGGCGAAGAUGAUAUAGCUGAAAUAGCUCUUGACUACAACGACUUAAUGAAGAUUCCGAUACUCAAUGAUUACAUCAAAGAUCUUAAUCGAGGCUCAGUCAAAAUUCGAGAUGAGAAAAGUGGCGAGGUAGCAAACCAAAAUCUGUCAUUUCCGGUGCUUCUACCGAAAAUACCAGGCCGAUUUUACUAUCUAUUUGGAAAGCCAAUAAGAAUGAAAGGCAUGGAGAAUAUAGUAAAAGACAGAGAAAAUGCAAAUGAAUUGUACCUGCAGAUUAAGUCUCAAGUUGAGAAAAACAUAGAUUACUUGAUCAAGAAGAGAGAGGAGGAUCCUUAUAGGAAUUUAAUAGAUAGGAAAAUGUAUCAGGCAUUUUAUCCCUCUCAAACUGAUCAAACCCCAACAUUUAAGCCAUGA